GCUUGUCCUUUGCCUCGAACAACGCAUGCUAUAGCACGCUACCACCCGGACGCCAUUUCAUAGCUUGCCGUUUUGCCUGUUUGAACGUUUGAAUUUUCGAAGGCAGAAAAGAGAUCCUCUAACCCCGUUGUCAGAUUUUACGUGUUAUCUAGUAGGUUAGUCGUCCGACUACCAUGGAGUCAUCCAACGUUACACCGGAGGCCCUAGCUGCUGUCCAAGCAGUUCAGUUGGAGUUGACUGGAGAAAAUGCGACGACCUUGUCAUUAAGGCGACCCUUCGAUCCUGUUGCUCAUGAUCUGGACGCAUCUUUCCGAUUGACGCGCUAUGCGGAUUUAAAAGGAUGAGGGUGUAAGUGUUCCCAAGAUGUUCUUGGGAAACUGCUAUUGUCUGCAGGGCUUCAGGAUGAUGAUGCAAACAUCCAAGAUCAUGAGCAGAACCAAUAUCUUCAUUUUCCCUACACAAGAAUCGGUGUUGGCAUGGAUGCAUCAGUUACACCCCUUCGCCAUGGAGGCCUUUCUCUUGUGCAGACAACAGAUUUUUUCUAUCCAUUAGUAGAUGACCCUUACAUGCAAGGGAAGAUAACUGCUGCCAACGUUUUGAGUGAUUUGUAUGCCAUGGGUGUAACAGAGUGUGACAACAUGCUGAUGUUAAUUGGUGUUUCAACCAAAAUGACAGAAAAAGAAAGAGACAUUGUGAUGCCACUUAUGAUGCGUGGUUUUAAGGACUGUGCCUUGGAGGCUGGUACAAAUGUAACAGGUGGCCAAACAGUUAUGAACCCAUGGUGUACCAUUGGAGGGGUAGCGUCUUCUGUGUGCCAAACGUCAGAACUCAUAAUGCCAGACAAUGCCGUUGUAGGAGAUGUGCUGGUUUUAACAAAGCCAUUGGGCACGCAAGUAGCUGUCAAUGCGCACCAGUGGUUGGAUUUGCAAGAUCGCUGGAACAGGAUUAAAUUGGUCGUUUCGGAAGAUGACGUACGUAAAGCUUACCUACGUUCGAUUGAUUCCAUGGCAAGAUUGAAUAGGACAGCUGCUCGUUUGAUGCACAAAUAUAACGCUCAUGCGGCUACGGAUGUGACUGGAUUUGGACUUUUAGGUCAUGCACAGAACCUUGCUGCCCAUCAGAAGAAUGAAGUUUCGUUUGUUAUACAUAAUUUACCUGUCAUAGCAAAAAUGGCUGCUGUUGCCAAGGCAUGUGGUAAUAUGUUUCAGCUGCUUCAAGGCCUUUCUGCCGAAACUUCAGGUGGGAUGUUAAUCUGCCUUCCUCGUGAGCAAGCUGCCGCCUACUGUAAAGACAUUGAGAAAACGGAGGGCUAUCAAGCAUGGAUUAUAGGAAUAGUGGAAAAAGGCAAUCGAACUGCGCGAAUUAUUGAUAAACCUCGAGUUAUUGAAGUUCCAGCUAAAGAAAAAGAAGGUGAACUUUGGUAGAGUUCGAAGAUACCACCAUCGCAUCAUUUGCCAUUUUUUUUUUCUCAACAUGCAAAAGUUUUAUGUCAUAUAUAUGUCCUGGGGGGCGGGCACUUGUUUAUAGAGCCCAAAAAGACAAUAAGAGUUGUGUACGUCGAAUGAACCGAAACAAAGAAACUGUUAACUCAGUCUUGUUAUCGAUGAAGUAUAAACGCGACACACUCCAUCUUAGUAGUUUUACUUGGUUUUUCCUGCCUCAACGUUAUUCCUAUUUCAUCCGUGUGUUUUUCUUUUUACAACGACAAAUUGACUGUCGUUUUGAAUAACAAGGAAAUACAGUUUCACAAAUCAUCAA
This is a messenger RNA of Daphnia carinata, 1758 nucleotides long. It is a transcript of the gene Sps1, whose product is annotated as inactive selenide, water dikinase-like protein. Gene Ontology annotation, cellular component: cytoplasm. Gene Ontology annotation, biological process: L-selenocysteine biosynthetic process. Gene Ontology annotation, molecular function: ATP binding; selenide, water dikinase activity. NCBI's taxonomy places the organism in Eukaryota, Metazoa, Arthropoda, Branchiopoda, Diplostraca, Daphniidae. The transcript has 8 exons. The record is from RefSeq and is a predicted model, not a curated record.